Striga hermonthica is the source of this 687-nucleotide messenger RNA. The record is from the annotation of a GenBank genome assembly. NCBI's taxonomy places the organism in Eukaryota, Viridiplantae, Streptophyta, Magnoliopsida, Lamiales, Orobanchaceae.
AUGUAUGCUUUCGACUUUCAAGGACAACAUCCGGCGUCAUUUCGAGAGCUCAAGUCGACGACUUCCAAGGUGCAUUUCGUUAGGUGGGUGGUGCCUUGGUCGUUUGGCGGUGUUGGCGUCUGGCGGCCAGAGCUUCAUCGCGGUUCUCGGCCUUUCCCCCUUGUGUUCUGGCGUUGGGUCAGGGAGGACCGUUGCUCUGUCAUUUGGCCAGUGAUGUUGGACGGGAUGGCGCGCGAAACCCUUACCCUGAGUUUUCUGUACAAGAUGACAGGAGGAAAAUCGAAGGCCGAUUCCAGGAAGGCCGACAGCAGGCUUGCUGUGAAGAAGCAGACUAAAAAGGCUAAGAAAGCUGCAAAAGAUCCAAACAAGCCGAAGAGGGCUCCAAGUGCUUUCUUUGUGUUCAUGGAAGGCUUCAGGAAGCAGUACAAGGAAAAGAACCCCACCAACAAAUCUGUUUCUGCUGUUGGUAAAGCUGGUGGUGAAAAGUGGAAAUCCUUGAACGAAGAGGAAAAGGCGCCCUUCAAUGCAGAGGCUGAAAAGCGCAAGAGGGAAUACGAGCGCAAAAUGGAAGCAUACAACAAAAAAUUGGCUGGCGGAGAUGAUGAUGAGUCCGACAAGUCGAAGUCAGAGAUUAAUGAUGAGGAAGAUGAGGAAGGAAGUGCAGAGGAGGAAGAAGAUGACGAUUAA